AGCUGUUUCAACUAAACUCUAGGGGCAACCCUUCCCCAGGUCCAGUCCUGGCGGUCCUGCCAUGGCAGAGAUCUCAGAGGAGACUCCUCUGGGCGGCCAGCAGGAGCUUGCAGGUAUCCAAGAAACCUCCGUGCGACAUGGCUUCGUGCGGAAAGUGUACAGUAUUUUGGGCUUCCAGCUUCUUAUGACCACAGUCAUCGCAGGAUCGAUCAUGAAGUAUGGAGAGAAGCUGAAAAGAGAGAAUCCAGCAAUAAUUGUGACUUUGGUUGUCGUGUCCUCUUUCGCCACCCUGGGUAUGAUGUUUGUCUUCAUGUGCUGUCCUGCCGUCAUGAGAAAGACCCCGCAGAACUAUGGGCUGCUAGUGCUCUUCACGCUGGCAGAGUCGGUGAUGGUCGGCUUUAUUUGCGUGCAGUACACAGCGCAGUCCGUGCUGGUCACCUUUGCAAUCACCGCAGUGGUAGUGCUGGCGCUGACUCUGUACUCAUGCCAAACAAAGUAUGACUUCACAGGCUUGAUGCCAUACUUCUUCGUGUUCUCCCUCGUGCUGUGUGGCCUCGGCUUGGCGCUGAGCAUCGCCGCGAUGUGCGGCGCCAGCCAGAACGGCGCCUUCAGGAGCAUGUACCUCAUGUAUGCAGCGCUCGGAGCGCUUCUGUUCUCAGGCUACAUUGUCCUAGACACGCAGCUGAUCGUUGGUGGGAAGCACGCUCGGUUUCGAUUUACAAUCGACGACUACUGCAUGGCUGCCAUCACAAUCUACAUGGACAUUGUGCAGCUCUUCCUUUUUCUAUUGCAGAUGUUCGGCCAGCGCCGCCGGUGAGGGUAGAUGCUGGUUCUCUUCCAGCGAGGAAGUUGAUGACAUGGACCUCGUACAGAUACGCCCAAGGCAUGUCGUGCAGCCAGGAAGAACGCUUCAACAA
Molecule: messenger RNA, 917 nt
Organism: Effrenium voratum
Lineage: Eukaryota; Dinophyceae; Suessiales; Symbiodiniaceae
Source: the annotation of a GenBank genome assembly